Sceloporus undulatus (fence lizard) is the source of this 2610-nucleotide messenger RNA. RefSeq names its product ankyrin repeat domain 10 (gene ANKRD10). The transcript is spliced from 6 exons. NCBI's taxonomy places the organism in Eukaryota, Metazoa, Chordata, Lepidosauria, Squamata, Phrynosomatidae. Gene Ontology annotation, molecular function: protein binding. The record is from RefSeq and is a predicted model, not a curated record. The coding region runs from base 286 to 1530 and encodes 414 amino acids.
ACUGAGCCAGGGCAGUGAAAGCGGUCUGAAACUGGGUUAUGUCUGCAGUGUGGCGCCUGGCGGGAGGGCCUCCGAUGCUGGCCGUCCUCCCGCCUUCCUCUCAGGGGCGGAGUCCCUCCCUGAUCCCGCCUGGCUUUCUUUGUGUGUCUGUGUCUGCUGCAGCUGAGGCGGCGGAGCAGAGUCGGGAGUAGUAGCAGCAGCAGCUCCGAGGCCGGCGCCCGUUCUCCUUCUCCUCUUCCCCGCUGACGCCGAGGAGGCCUGCCUUCCCUUGCCUCUGCCUUGGCCAUGGCGCUGCUGGGCCCCUCUUGCAGCCCGGAGGCCGGCUUCUCCAGCGAGGAGCUGCUGACCCUCCGCUUCCCUCUCCACCGCGCCUGCCGCGACGGGGACCUGCCGGCCCUCUGCGGCCUCCUCCCCGGCGCCUCCCGCGAAGCCCUGGCCGCCGAGGACUCCUUCUACGGAUGGACGCCCAUCCACUGGGCCGCGCACUUCGGAAAGCUGGACUGUUUAAUGCAGUUAGUGAGAGUGGGAGCUUCUGUAAAUGCCUGUACAACACGCUUUGCCCAAACACCUGCCCAUAUUGCUGCCUUUGGAGGACAUCCUCAGUGCCUCACCUGGUUAAUUCAAUCGGGAGCCAACAUAAACAAACAGGAUUAUGUUGGUGAAACACCUAUUCACAAAGCAGCUCGAUCUGGUAGUAUGGAAUCUAUAAGUGCCCUUGUGGCUCAUGGAGCUCAAAUAGACUUGAGAAAUGCCAGUGGCCUGACAGCAGCAGAUCUUGCACAUACCCAGGGCUUCCAGGAAUGUGCUCAAUUGCUCUUGAACCUCCAGAACUGCCCACUGAAUAAUUUCUGUAACAAUGGCACCUUAAAUGGGCUCCAUCAGAAUAUGAGCUCUAAUCUACUCAGUAGAGGUAUAAAUCGAAAAAGAGCAUUUGAAGAUACAGGCAGUGUUGGAAUGAAGAAGGCCAGGACUGAAGGUCAGAGUUUGGGUGAUUUAAUACCAAUGACAAAUGGAGGAAGUGAAGAAGAUGCUGACAAUAUGCAUGUUGAUAGAGAGUUUUCUGUUAUAUCAGAUAUGAACUGCAGUAACACCAUAUUGAAUGCAUUGGCAAAUGGACAUACCAUCAGUGGACAUUUGGACUUCACUUCCCCAGCUCAGCUCAAUGGAUUGAGUGCCAGGCGUGAAGAAUGCCUAACAUUGAUAGUACCUAAUGCACUAGCCUCUGCUCAUAAGCAUGCCAUCAAUGUUGGCAAUAAUGUUGAGGAACCAGAAAAGGUUCUGAAUGCUGCUUCUGAUAUGUGUGGUUCUUUGCAUCUAAAUGGAAGCCCAAGUAGCCUUGUGUCAAACAGGCCCUCGUGGGUGGAUGACUUUGGAGAUACAUUGCACUAUGGACAUUACCAUGGUUUUGGGGAUACUGCUGAAAGUUUUCCUGAACUUAACAGUGUUGUUGAGCAUUCCAAUUCUGUUAAAGUUGCACAGAAAUAUGAAAAUACUGUCUUGGGUACAAUGUAUCUUUAUCAUGGUUCCUAAGUUGUCAAUACCACAUUUUUGUGGAUGUCAUACAUAUUUUGAAAAGUAAUACUUAAGAAGUUAAUGGGGUGGAGGGUGGGAAUAUCAUCUGAAGGAUACAACAAGUGAUUUUUUUUUUUUACACAUUGUUUAAAAGACUUUGAUGCUUGACAGCCUUAUGCUUCUAAUUUUGCAUGCACAGGACUCAUUAGAUUUAUGAAUAGGUGCUUUUACAAUGGAUUGUUCUUUUUUUAAUGACAAGUUCUAGUUUUUUACUUUUUUAUUUCUAAGCUAUAAGCACUGUACUAUAGAACUUGGUGUUCACUUUCAGUAAGCUGUUCUGAACCUAAACUCUGUAGAGCAAAGUUCAAGUUUUUAUAUUAGUACAGUGCAAAUUCUCUGGUUUAAGACUUUCUGUUGAGACUAUGGUAAGCAAUAUCAGUGCCAGCUAUGACUAUGCAAAGAGUGGGUGGUGACAGUAAAAACAUCUGACAUAAUCUGUUUGAUAUUAACAAAUUAACUGCUUAAAAUAGUGUUUAGAUGCUUCAAGCCACUUCAUACCACGUGGUUCAUUAGAAGAAACUGGGACUCUCUUCCUUUUGUUUCAUUGGGUAUAUGCAUGAUAUUUUACCAUAGCUCACAGACAGAAUAGCAUGUUGACACUGUUCUACUGUGUAUGUGAAUUACAAAAAAACUGUUGAAAUGUCUGGUCAAUAUAUUUCACCUUUGUUUUACUAUAUGCAUAUAUUUUGAUGGUUUUUUUCUCCAUGUUUUUAAAGAGAAACACAUUGCUUUAAACUGUUGAAAUGUUGUGAAUUUCCAGCCUAGUUGCAGUGGCUGUAUUAUUUUAUUUUUAAGCCAAAUUUGAUGGAAAUAUAUUGUUUGAAGGUUGAAUACAUUGUUUAUAUAUGCAGAAUAUCUACACGUUCACUGCAAAACUUUGUAACAUUAUUACUUUUGUGAAUUUUGGUAAAAUUAAGAUGGAUGAAGAAAGUGUUAAACUAUAAGAUGAUGAUCUGUUUAAACUGUGCUUGUAUCUUUUUGUUUCAAAAGGGACCUUUACAAUUGAAUUUAAAAAAAUAAACUCCAUCUUGCAUUAUA